Kluyveromyces marxianus DMKU3-1042 is the source of this 1248-nucleotide messenger RNA. It is a transcript of the gene KES1, whose product is annotated as oxysterol-binding protein KES1. Bases 1 to 1248 code for a protein of 415 amino acids. The record is from RefSeq and is a predicted model, not a curated record. Gene Ontology annotation, biological process: endocytosis; exocytosis; maintenance of cell polarity. The transcript has a single exon. Gene Ontology annotation, molecular function: oxysterol binding. Gene Ontology annotation, cellular component: intracellular membrane-bounded organelle; membrane; cytosol. Lineage: Eukaryota; Fungi; Ascomycota; Saccharomycetes; Saccharomycetales; Saccharomycetaceae.
AUGUCUCAGUACGCUAGUUCGUCUACCUGGACUUCUUUUUUGAAGUCAAUUGCCUCUUUCAACGGGGAUCUUUCAUCUUUGACGGCACCACCAUUCAUCUUAUCCCCAGUUUCGUUGACCGAGUAUUCAGAAUACUGGGCAGAACAUCCAGAUUUGUUUCUUGGACCCACAUUCAUCAAUGAACCAGACAGUGAAGGUACUCCUCCAGAGCUACUACGCUUGCUAGGUGUUGUGAAAUGGUUUAUUUCCACGUUGAAGUCUCAAUACUGCUCCCGUAAUGAGUCUAUGGGAUCGGAGAAAAAACCUUUGAAUCCAUUCUUGGGUGAGGUGUUCGUCGGUAAGUGGAACAACUCUUCCAACCCUGAGUUCGGUGAAACCGUGUUACUAUCUGAACAGGUAUCCCACCAUCCUCCAAUCACUGCUUACACUAUUUUCAACGACAAGAAUCAGGUCUCCUUGGAAGGUUACAACCAGAUCAAGGCUUCCAUUUCUAAAAUGUCUUUGAGUGUCAAGCAAUUCGGCCAUGCUAUCUUGAAGUUCGGUAAGUUGGAUGAACAAUACUUGAUCACGUUGCCACCUUUGCACAUUGAAGGUUUGUUGGCUGCUUCUCCAUUUGUAGAGUUGGAAGGAAAAGCUUAUAUCCAGGCCUCCAACGGACUCUAUUGUGCCAUGGAGUUUUCAGGCAGAGGUUACUUUAGCGGGAAGAAGAAUUCAUUCAAAGCAAGAAUCUUCAAGGAUUUCAAGGAUUCAGAAGAUAAGCACAACGCCUUGUACACGAUAUCUGGCCAAUGGUCCAAGAUCUCUCAUAUCUCCGCUGGUAAAUCGAAGAGCGGCGAGAAAGUAUUUUACGAUGCAUCUAAAACUAGUGUGGAAACCUUGACAGUUAAGAGCAUAGACGAACAGCAUCCACUGGAAUCAAGAAAGGCUUGGAGACACGUAGCAGAAGCUACAAAGCUUGGCAAUUUCGAUCUCAUCCACCAGGAAAAGACCAAACUUGAAGAAGCUCAAAGAGAACUAAGAAGAGAAGAGGAAAGUAAAGGUAUCGACUGGGAAAGAAGAUGGUUCAAAGACAUUGACUAUUCUAAUAAGGAACCUGAUGUUUUCGUCAAAUUGGCUGAAAUGGCAAACUUAUCCACUAAAAACUUGCCUAGUGGAACUUUAAUUCCAGAAGAAAAGAAGGAUGCCCCAGCUGUACACUGGAGAUUUAUCCGUGAAAACUGGGACAAAGAAGAGGAAAUCAAACUUUAA